AUGGAUCCUAUCUCAUUUACUGCCAGCCUCUUGACGCUUAUCACUGCCGCUGGCCAGUCUUGCAAGGUUGUAUCCGAAUUCGUCCUCGAUAUUCACGAUGCGCCUAAAGAUAUCUACGCCCAGUCAAUCAAGCUGCAAUGUCUUCAGCAAAGCUUCCAUCACCUCUUGAGCGUAUUCGCAGCCUUGCCACCCGACUUGCAGCUGGACACGGUCUUGCAACAGAACGUGAUCUCCUUCACGCAAGAAAUCGAUCGCUUCACCGCGAAAGUGCAAGGGAUGGGCAUACGGAUGGAUCAAGGAAGAGUGCAGCAUGCCUGGGAGAGAGUCAGAUGGCUCGCCUCAGAUCGUGACUUGAAGAGAUUUAAUCAGUCUCUGGACCACUGGGAUAGGGUCUUUGCAGCCGCUGCGGCUGCUGCGCAACUCUCCAUGUCGAUACGAAUUUUCGAGCACACCGCCAAACUUACCGAGCGUCACACGAUUGCAUCAGGAGAUGCCGCACCUGCUGGACAGGCUUUGGUACGUCCAACACAAGACCCAAGCAGCGUCACAGGUACUCUCCAAGCACCUAGCAGCUUAAUGCCUGGACGCUUAAGCAUGUUCCUCUCAACACUCCGCGACCCAGUCGAUCUAAGGAUUCAGGAGCGCUUCGAAUAUCUUGGGGAUACGAUGACAGCAAUUGUCCAGGGUGGCCCAGUAAUGGUUCGCAGUUGGUCAAACACUGGGCAGGACACUUAUUCUUUGAUGCCAGCGGCAGAAGCCUACGGUCUUGCCGUUGCAUUCCAGAUUACGCGACUGUUACCUGGACGACUGUCCCUCAAGAUACUCGCGAUGUAUUCUACCUCCAGCAUGUUCUCAAUAGAUGUAAAAUGGAGAUUGAACUUUGUGGGACUGCUUCGGUUCAAUAGCUCAGCUUAUCAUGCGGCGGCGACAGGGAAUUGGCUGUUCUUGAGGGACUUGCUGGUUAACAAGGAGAUCAGAAUUACACAUCGAACGAUAUAUGGUGACACCCUGCUACAUAUUGGCACAGAGUAUGGCCAUAUUGAGAUCGUCAGAGAGCUUCUCCUUGCUGGAGCAGAUGUCAAUGCAACUAACGACGAAGGCGAUAUUCCACUGCACACUGCUGUCAAAACGACAUGCAACUACGAAAUCAUUCGACUGCUUCUCAAACAUGGGUCCAACUUACAUCACCAAAACCGCCGAGGCCGUACGCCCCUACACUGCUAUUACAACACGACGCUACAGCAAACCAUAAGAUACUGCCGAGAUGAUAUUGAUAACACGACGCAAGACUACCUUGGCAUGACCGUUGCGCACUAUGCCGCGUACAGCAAAACCUCCACAGCAGAAGAUAUCGCUAUCUGUUUGAAGGAAAUUUCCAAUCCCUUCGCCGCCCGCGACAGCGAUGGCAGGACUGUCCUACAUCUUGCCCUUCAGAGAGGCAACAUCGCCCUCAUAGAAUACAUCCUCGGUAGCCCGCACGCCAAAGACGCGUUACUUUUAUGCGAUUGGUAUGGGCGAACGCCUUUGCACUUCGCGACGACGAGUCCGCGAACUCAAGCCAUUGAUUUUGUGCUAGAUUCCCGUUUUGAUAUUCACUCGUCGGAUCUAUAUGGGCAGACGGCGCUACAUCAUGCGGCUGAUAUAGGAAAUCUGGGAGCAGUGGAGAAGUUGCUUGAGCGGGGUGCAAUGCAGGAUCUGGAGAGGAGGGAUCGGGAAGGAAGGACGCCAUUGAUGGCUGCGCGGUGGAGGGGUAGAAGGGAGGUCGAAGAAUACUUGAGACCGCUGUGUGCUGAUGAGGAUGGGAAUGAGGCUGGAGAAGCUUUAGGGGAGAAGACGGAGAUUUACCGAGGGACAAACGGGUGGCGGGCUCUCCGGAAUCUUGCAAGCUUGCAAAUGCAAUUUGUGCUUUUGCUCGCUGGUUUGGUCAUCUUGUUGGUUUAUGUUGAACUUUACGUCAGUGGGCACGAGGGGUGUCAUAUCGUGGACGUUUGA
This is a messenger RNA of Alternaria arborescens, 1992 nucleotides long. RefSeq lists its product as hypothetical. NCBI's taxonomy places the organism in Eukaryota, Fungi, Ascomycota, Dothideomycetes, Pleosporales, Pleosporaceae. The transcript is spliced from 4 exons. The coding region runs from base 1 to 1992 and encodes 663 amino acids. The record is from RefSeq and is a predicted model, not a curated record. Gene Ontology annotation, molecular function: protein binding.